Messenger RNA from Sciurus carolinensis (gray squirrel), 3247 nucleotides. RefSeq names its product synaptotagmin 12 (gene Syt12). The transcript has 8 exons. The coding region runs from base 269 to 1543 and encodes 424 amino acids. Lineage: Eukaryota; Metazoa; Chordata; Mammalia; Rodentia; Sciuridae. The record is from RefSeq and is a predicted model, not a curated record. Gene Ontology annotation, biological process: calcium-ion regulated exocytosis; regulation of calcium ion-dependent exocytosis; regulation of dopamine secretion. Gene Ontology annotation, molecular function: phosphatidylserine binding; calcium-dependent phospholipid binding; calcium ion binding. Gene Ontology annotation, cellular component: membrane.
GCGGGCUCCUGGGAGCGUGCCCGGACUGCGGCGCAGCUCCCGUCCGCCGCCCCGGCCCGGCGAGCCCCCGACCCGCACCGCGCUCCUCCGAGGCGGGCGCCGCGAGACACUGCAGGGGUGGCGUGGCGUUGCCGCGGGCCGCCGGGCUGGGCGCCGGUGCGUGUGCGCUGCGGGAGGCCGGCGGGAGCCGGAGCCGGGAGCCAGAGUCAGCCCCAGGCGGAGCGGCGGCCCCUCGGCGGAGCCGGGUCCCAGCCACUGCAGGGGCGCCAUGGCCGUGGAUGUGGCAGAUGUGGCAGAAUACCACCUGAGCGUCAUCAAGAGCCCCCCUGGCUGGGAGGUGGGAGUCUACGCUGCAGGGGCCCUGGCCCUGCUGGGAAUCGCAGCUGUGAGCCUGUGGAAGCUCUGGACAUCGGGGAGCUUCCCCAGCCCCUCCCCAUUCCCAAAUUAUGACUACAGGUACCUUCAGCAGAAGUAUGGCGAGACCUCCGCGGAGGCCAGGCCAAAGAAAAUGCCUGCCUGGAAUGCCCAGCGGGCCAGGACUCGGGGACCACCCAGCCGCAAAGGCAGCCUCAGCAUUGAGGACAAUUUUGAGGCCAUCAAUGAGCUGGGGCCCCUGGAGCUGAUGGGUCGUGAGCUGGACCUGGCCCCCUACGGGACUCUCCGGAAAUCCCAGUCGGCAGACUCCCUGAACUCCAUCUCCUCUGUGAGCAAUACCUUCGGGCAGGACUUCACGCUGGGCCAGGUCGAGGUGAGCAUGGACUACGACCCAGCCUCCCACACCCUGCACGUGGCCGUGCUGCAGGGCAAGGACCUCCUGGAGCGCGAGGAAGCCAGCUUCGAGUCCUGCUUCAUGCGCGUGAGCCUGCUGCCUGACGAGCAGAUCGUGGGCAUUUCCAGGAUCCAGAGGAAUGCCUACUCCAUCUUCUUCGAUGAGAAGUUCUCCAUCCCGCUGGACCCCACAGCCCUGGAGGAGAAGAGCCUGCGGUUUUCCGUGUUUGGCAUCGAUGAGGACGAGAGAAAUGUCAGCACCGGGGUGGUGGAGCUGAAGCUGUCCGUGCUUGACCUCCCGCUGCAGCCCUUCAGCGGCUGGCUCUACUUACAGGACCAGAACAAGGCCGCCGAUGCAGUGGGGGAGAUUCUGCUGUCACUCAGUUACCUGCCCACAGCUGAGCGCCUCACCGUGGUGGUGGUGAAGGCCAAGAAUCUUAUCUGGACCAAUGACAAGACCACAGCAGACCCUUUUGUCAAGGUGUACCUGCUGCAGGAUGGGAGGAAGAUGAGCAAGAAGAAGACAGCCGUGAAGAGGGAUGACCCCAACCCGGUGUUCAAUGAAGCCAUGAUCUUCUCGGUGCCGGCCGCUGUGCUCCAGGACCUGUCUCUCCGUGUGACGGUGGCCGAGAGCAGCAGUGACGGCCGUGGGGACAACGUGGGCCACGUCAUCAUCGGCCCAUCAGCCAGUGGCAUGGGCACCACACACUGGAACCAGAUGCUGGCCACACUGCGCAGGCCUGUGUCCAUGUGGCACCCUGUCCGGCGAAACUAGCAGCCAGGGCAGUGAGGGGGGCGGCGGAGCCUCCAGAGCCCGGCGCAGACUCAGCUCUAUCCAGUGCCCUCUCCACAGUCCAGCUGGAGCCGUGAACGCUGGGAAAUCCUGGUGGAGUUCCCAUCAGCCAUCUUGGAUCCUCUGUCUGGGAACCCAGGGUCUUCUUCUGCUGAGGACCAGCUGUGGCUGGGCUAGGACCCGGGGAGGGCAGCGGACACUGGCCAUUGUGCACCACCUCCAGAUCCUCAUGAAGUCUGUCCUUGGCCUGCAGGGGCAUUGGGGCUCUCAAAGCUGGCAAGCCCCACCCCCCACCUCCUGGGAGGCCAGCUGACAAGCCGGGCUGUGCACUGUGACCCCGCGAGUCUUGGGGGCCAGACACUGUGCUAGGAACUGGCAGGAGUAACAUGAAUAAGACACAGGUCCCUGGCAUGUCAGGAAGUCAAGAUCCCCUUGCCCCAGGCCAUCUACCCAGUGCCAGAGGACGGCCCCGCUGUGGACUCUUGGGGAGAGGCUCUGGGGGCUGGGGGAACAGAGAGGGCCCCUCAGACAGGGAAGGAGCUGCACUUUGAGGGGUAGAAAAGACUGAGUGUCUCAGGCAGGGGACACAGCCCAGGCACUGGCAAGAACAUGAACUUCCCCAUCACAAACUUGGUCUUCAGCCCACUGCUGGCAGACAAGGGCCUCUCUGUGGACUGUAGAAAAGACCAAGAGACUAGGCCCAAACAGAGGCCUAUGGGCCGAAUGGAGGCUCCAGAGUUAUUCUUUAUGAAAUCUCCUCCCCAUUAACCUCAUCCGCUGCAAGAACCAGAGGUCCAAAGAGGCCCAGAGCCAGGUUCUUGCACUGCUCCCAUGCAAAUCAGCCACUGGAUCCAGAUGUUUGCUGGUGUCCCUCCAGCCUGGCCCUGAUGGGAAGAGAGAUGCUUUAGGCAGCCUGGUUCCAACACCCAGGCCACUGGGCAUCCUGGCUCAAGUUCCCUAACACUGUGGCUUCAGGAAAUGUCCAGCCUCAGCCUGUUGGCUGGGGAAGCCCUGGAGGGGAAAAUGGCACCCCCGGAGGUCCCACCCAGAGCAAAGGGACUGGGUUGCUACAUCCCCAGGUGGAGUGAGGUGUCCUGCCCCUCUAGGUGUCACAGGAUGAGACAGCUCUUCAGGUUUAAAGGGAUGGCAGGGGUGGGGCAGGGCCGGUGGAGUGCACAGCUGCAGUGCCAGCUCUGUAAGGCCACCCACCGGCGAGAGGGGCCUUGCCUCUUCCUUGGCUGUGGUGAGCUGCGGAGACCCAGGUCCAACCAGCUAUCGCGAUGACUUGGGGGUAGGUGUGGCUAGAACAGGUGCCCAGAGGGGUCGUGGGACUGGAGGCAGGACCCACUUAACAAAACCAGGUCAGUACAGGGCCAGGGGAAGGAGCCCUGAUUUGCAUGGGAGCAGUGCAAGACCCUGGCUCUGGGCCUCUUUGGACCUCUGGUUCUUGCAGCGGAUGAGGUUAAUGGGGAGGAGAUUUCAUAAAGAAUAACUCUGGAGCCUCCAUUCGGCCCAUAGCCUCUUUCUAACCCAGUGGCUUUGCAGUACAGAACAUGUCCUCCCCGCUGUUCCUUCCCACUUUCCCUCCCUCUAACUGCAUGAAGUGUGGACUGUUCCCAGGGUGGCCACGGUGGGGACCGAGAAUGCUGACUGGAAUGAUUCUAGAACCAAAAUAAAGCAGGGCUU